AUGUCUUCCUCUCAUGCUCGAUACCGUCCUGCUCGGCAGCCCGUCACUUCGGCCCAGCGAGCAGGCUGUCCGCCUGACUGCGAACGACAUGACCGGUUCGAGCAUGCCAUCAUGAUGACGAGGCUCGAGCGGCAGCGCGAGCGUCUGCCUUCUCCCGACCACGACGCACCUCCCGUCUUCGGGCCCGCAAACCCUUACGACCCUCUCACGCGCGACGGGCAGAUUGCGCUCGAGCGACGCGAACGUCCUGAGGCCGCGACGGCUGUCGACCGUUGGCUCGAUGCGACUCGCAAUCUUUGGCACCGAGCGGACCCUCGGCUCAUGACGACGGAGUUGUUCGCCGAGGAAGUGAAGUGCGAGGUGCACGUACGGACUCAGCAUUAUGUGUACCCAGGAGACCCGUCGUCUCCUUUUGCUUCCGACUAUCAUACAUUCUGGACUCUGCUCCUUCGCCUUGUACUCCCCGAGUCCUCGGGCAUACGUGCAGGGCUGCGAUCAAGCCCUCUGGCCAUUCUCGAGGAGUACAACACGGACAUGGGUUGGGAUCAUCCUGACUGGGCUGAAUACAUGAACCCCGGCGAGGUCUACUCGUGUGCGCAACCGCGCUUUCUCGCCGGCGACUGCUUUGCAACUCUUGCGACAAGCCCCGCGAAUAUACGCGAGGGUUAUUCGGAUGCUAUGCUCCGAUGGGCCCAGGACGUAUCGCCGAUUCGGCAAGCACGCCGCCGCGUUAGACGCGAACGCCAGGCGCGCGGUAGCGGGGACGGUCUCCGGCGCUCAUCGCGCUCCGCUCGGUCAACCUGA
This is a messenger RNA of Peniophora sp. CBMAI 1063, 804 nucleotides long. The record is from the annotation of a GenBank genome assembly. Lineage: Eukaryota; Fungi; Basidiomycota; Agaricomycetes; Russulales; Peniophoraceae.